CUCGCCGGCACAGUCGAACGUUGAAAGUGCGCUCCUACGGAAGCUACUUUCGCAUUUGCAGAAUAUUACUACAUACAUACACGUAUUAGCAAACAACAAUAGUAUUAUAUUAUAAACUUCAUUUGCAUACGAAUUUGCAUAGAAACCGUAAACGGAACUUUGUCAUUCGACGCUCGUGUUAUCCGCCAAGUAAUGCAAUCGAGCCGAGUCAUCGUCGCAGCAGCAGUUUUAGCUGCACUCAGCAUUCUGUCCACGCUAAAUGGCGCCGUAGCCCGCAGUGGUGGUCGUCAAGUCGUCAAUAAGUACUUCGAUAUCAACGAUGACGCAGCAGUAAAUGUGAAUGCGGAGUAUACGCGGCCGAUUGUCGGUAUCCUGACGCAGGAAGUGUCAAAUUUUGUUCGUCGCCAUUAUACGGACAAGGCGUACAGCAGUUAUAUUGCUGCUUCGUAUGUCAAAUUCGUUGAAGGUGCCGGCGGCCGCGUGGUGCCGAUAUGGAUUGGAAGGGAGAAGGAAUAUUAUGAAGAUAUUAUGUCAAAAAUUAAUGGUGUAUUAAUGCCAGGCGGUGCAACAUUCUUCAAUCAAUCAAGCGGCUACGCCGAUGCCGGCCACCAUAUUUACAAUAUUGCAAUUGAAAUGAAUGAACGUGGCACAUACAUGCCUAUUUGGGGCACUUGCCUAGGGUAUGAGUUGCUCGUCUAUUUGACAGCGAAUAAUACAGAUCUACGCAACGAUUGUUCAUCAUCGGCACAAGCCUUGCCAUUGGAAUUUGAGAAGGACUUUCAAAAUAGUAGACUCUUUGCCAAGGCAAGUGACGAAGUUAUCCACAUACUUAGUACAUACAAUGUGACGGCGAAUUUUCAUAUAUUCUGCUUUACGAAAGAGACAUUUGCUACCUACGGCCUGAAUAAAUACUGGAACGUUCUGAGUAUCAAUCAUGAUUGGUACGGUGCGGAAUUCAUAUCGAGCCUGGAACAUGUUAAGUAUCCAUUUUAUGGAGUUCAAUUCCAUCCGGAAAAGGUGCUUUAUGAAUUCAUACCAAAUCGCAACAUUACCCACACCUCACAAGCUGUUAUAGCUUCACAAUAUUUUGCAGACUUCUUUUUAAAUGAGGUGCGUAAGAAUCGCAACCAUUUCGCCAAUCGGACCGAAGAAAUCAAUGCACUCAUCUAUAAUUACCAGCCGGUGUACACAGGUGCUAAGGGCUCCGCUUUCGUGCAGCAAUAUUUGUUUGACACACAAUUCUAUGGUACAUCGUCUGGCGCCACAAAAUUACAUUGCCUGUUGGCGUUAAUUACAAUUUGCGCACUAGGCGCUUGGAGGCGUGUAUGACGUCAUGACGUGUUUAGAAUUUUCAGACCAAGCGGUCGAGUAGGCCAUAAUUCGUGAUUUUGUAAUAAUUUGUUUGCUCGCUUUAUAGACUUACUGCACUAAUCUAUAUAUCGAUGUAUUUAUGUAUUUCUGUAUGUGCCAUGGAUGUUCGACCAUAAAAUGCUGCUGUAAAGUUCCUACAAACAUUAAACACUAUACAUGUAUGUACUCGUAUGUAUGUACGCUGCUGCGCUAUACGAUGAAAUUGUAAAAGUAAAAGCGUAGAGACAUUAAUUGACAAUCAAUUCUCUGCAGGGAUAAUUUAAUUAUACACUAAUUUUUAAUUACAUCAUUCACUUAGUUAAAUACAAUGCUAUAGUAAUUAUUGGCAUUAAUGCGUACGAACAUUUCAAGUGCAUGAUGUAGGCCUAAAAAUAGAUAAAUUACAUUUAUGUGUGCGUGUGUAUAGCUUAAUACAUAAAUAUAUGCAAAACAUCUCCGUAAAAAACUUAACAAAGCAUCAUAUUGAAUUAGCUAUGCUUCUGUGAUUUUUAAGUUCAAAAUGUAAUUAAUAUCAGUAUAAAUAAUCAUCCUCGGUAUUAUUAAAGUUAUAGCUAAAUUUCUUAUUGUAAUGGAUUUAAAUAAAAAAAAAUAGUUAAAAUUUAAUAAAAUAUAUAUA
Ceratitis capitata (Mediterranean fruit fly) is the source of this 1987-nucleotide messenger RNA. It is a transcript of the gene l(3)72Dp, whose product is annotated as gamma-glutamyl hydrolase. Gene Ontology annotation, cellular component: vacuole. Gene Ontology annotation, biological process: tetrahydrofolylpolyglutamate metabolic process. NCBI's taxonomy places the organism in Eukaryota, Metazoa, Arthropoda, Insecta, Diptera, Tephritidae. Bases 193 to 1329 code for a protein of 378 amino acids. The record is from RefSeq and is a predicted model, not a curated record. The transcript is spliced from 5 exons. Gene Ontology annotation, molecular function: gamma-glutamyl-peptidase activity.